AUGGAAAACCACCACCACCACAACCAUAACAAUGGCCAGAAUGACCGAAGAGAAGGCCACCAAAUAGUUGUGCUUAUGGUGCCACAACCAGCUCAAGGCCACCUCAAUCAGCUUCUCCGUCUUUCCCGUCUCAUCUCAUCCUAUGGUAUUCCCGUCCACUACGUCGGAACCACCUCCCACAGCCCCCAAGCCAAGCUGCGCAUCCACGGAUGGGAUCCACUCGCCGCCACAAACAUCCAUUUCCAUGAAUUUCCAACCCCUUCCUUUCUCUCUCCCCCUCCUAACCCUAAUGUCUCCUUCCCAUCACAUAUUAUGCCAUUAUUUUAUGCAUUAUUGAGGCUUCGCGAGCCUGUUGGUGCACUCCUACGCUCACUAUCAACUGCAAGUAAAAGAGUCGUCGUCAUUCAUGACUCUCUAAUGGCUUCGGUCGUGCAAGACGUCCCUUCAACACCGAACGCCGAGUCUUACAGUUCUGAAAGCGUAUCAGCUUUUUUCAUCUCCUUGUUCCAUGGGAAACAGGAAAACCUAUCCCAAUUGAACCGGAAAUAUUAA
Messenger RNA from Ilex paraguariensis (yerba mate), 552 nucleotides. The record is from the annotation of a GenBank genome assembly. Lineage: Eukaryota; Viridiplantae; Streptophyta; Magnoliopsida; Aquifoliales; Aquifoliaceae.